Molecule: messenger RNA, 2697 nt
Organism: Schizophyllum commune H4-8
Lineage: Eukaryota; Fungi; Basidiomycota; Agaricomycetes; Agaricales; Schizophyllaceae
Product: PLP-dependent transferase
Exons: 10
Coding region: 243-2492 (749 amino acids)
Biological process (GO): ceramide biosynthetic process; sphingosine biosynthetic process
Cellular component (GO): serine palmitoyltransferase complex
Molecular function (GO): serine C-palmitoyltransferase activity; pyridoxal phosphate binding
Source: RefSeq, a predicted model, not a curated record
GUGGUACUUGAGACAAGAGAGAGGCUGAGUCACCGUAAUACUCGCCGGCCGCGAACCGGGAAAUUGGAAUGCUGUCUGAACCUGUGCCCAUAAAUAACCCGAGGCUGCCGACGCGCGCCGCACGCGCGCCCGGAGGUGAAUAAGGAACCUCAAGGAAGGGAACGAAUCGCUGAACAUAACUGCCUUCCGUCUUCCCUCGGCCUCGUCCUUCUCCUCCACCUACGGCGAUGCCAGCGUCUCCCAUGGCCCUUCCCCGCGCCACGCCAACCCCGUCGCGGUUCAAGCGCGCCCACACGAGCGCGCAGGAAUACCUACGCGCGAUCGCCAGUCGCGAGUCGGGGGGCGCGCGCCACAGCGCGCCGAGCGUGUCGUCGGAUGCGAGCUCUGUCGCGUCCGUGUCCACCUACGCCAGUUACGCGAGCACGUCGAAGACCUCCGUCUCCCCGUCGUGUGCGUCCGAAGACCAUGGCAGCGAGUGGGACUCCGCCGCCGACCCGCUUGGUUUCUCGCGCGACAAGGAGGCUGACGCACAUGCUACUCCCCAUUCCGAGUACGGGAUCUGCAACGACGAGCGGUGGCGCUACGAGAGCAGCUACCGCGGCACGCCGCCCUCUGAGGGGAUCGCCGACCCGCCGUACUACAUCCUAUUGUCGACGUACAUCUCCUUCAUCUUCGUGAUCGCGCUCGGGCACUUGGCGGACUGGAUGGAUCGGAUGCGGUAUGGGAGUGUGUAUGGCAAGAGCGAAGAGACAGUUUCGCACGACAAGGGCAAGGGGCUUGCACCUUUGACCGCUGACUUCGACUCGUUCUACACUCGCCGGCUCAAGAGACGUCUUCUGGAAUGCUUCAACCAGCCCUCUACUGGCGUCGCUGGACGCACUAUACGGAUCCUCGAUCGCUACAGCCCUGACUGGAAUAAGAGCCAGAUUCUGACCGGCACGACUACGCGCACCCUGAACAUCUCGUCCUACAACUAUCUUGGCUUCGCUCAGGCGCAGGGAGGCUGCGCUGAGGGUGUCGAGGCCGGCCUCCAUAGAUACGGUAUUUCCACAUGUGGAACCCGCGCCGAGGGAGGUUCUAGUGAACUGCAUGUUACCGCCGAGCGCCUGGUGGCGAACUUCGUCGGUACGGAGGACUCGCUGAUCUCAUCCAUGGGCUUCGCUACGAACUCUACGGUCAUCCCGGCUCUUGUUGGGAAAGGCUGUCUUAUUAUUUCUGAUGAACUCAACCACUCCAGCAUCAGGUUCGGCGCACGCCUCUCUGGGGCUCACGUCAGGCUCUUCAAGCACAACGACAUCAAGGAGCUCGAGCGAGUUCUCCGCGAUGCUAUCAGCCAAGGACAGCACAAGACGCAUAGGCCUUGGCGCAAGAUCCUCGUUAUCGUUGAGGGCCUUUACAGUAUGGAGGGUACUAUGGUCGAUCUCCCGGGCAUCAUGGCAUUGAAGACGCGAUACAAGUUCUACCUUUUCGUCGACGAAGCGCACUCCAUUGGCGCCCUCGGCCCGCACGGCCGCGGCGUCUGCGACUACUACGGUAUACGGCCUCGGGGCGUUCCCAAGCCUGGUUUCAGCGCGGACGACGACAACGCAGAGAUCAUUCCUGGGACCAAUGUGGACAUUUUGAUGGGCACUUUUACCAAGUCCUUCGGCGCUGCCGGAGGCUACAUCGCUGGCAGCCACCAGAUUAUCGAGUAUCUCAGGGUCAACGGUCACGGCGGCGUUUACGCUGAGGCAAUGACCCCGCCCGUCCUCAUCCAGAUCAUCACCAGCAUGGCCAGCAUCAUGGGAGUCGUUCCCGAUAUGCAGACGCCUAAGAAGCACUCGCAACAACUGGUCAAGGCUCCUGCUCAUCCCGGUCCCAUCCCUGCUUCAUACCUGCCCCAAUGGCUCCCUUGGCUGCAAGAGACCGUCGAGGCCCAGCUCCGCGGUAGCGAGGCGCUCAAGUCACCGUCGACGGAGCUCAAGUUCUACACCGGUUUGGAGGGCAACGUCCGCUUACGGCGUCUCGCAUUCAACUCGCGCUACCUAUCCCGUGGCCUGAACGCGCUCGGCUUCAUCACCUGCGGCCACGACGACUCGCCCGUGGUGCCGCUGAUCAUCUGGAGCCCGGGCAAGAUGGUGCAGUUCCACCGAUUGAUGCUGCAGUGGCGCGACGGGUGGAAUCGGGGCAUCGACGGGCGGAUGGUGUGCAUGGCGGCAGCUGGUGAGAGCCAGGAGGCUGGUGGCGACGAUGCGGUGCGCAAUGCAUGGGGCGCGCGGACCCCAAUCUUGACAGUGGUGGUGUCGUACCCGGCGACGCCGCUCAUCACGUCGCGGGUACGCUUCUGCGUGUCUGCAGCGCAUACGAAGCAGGAUAUGGAUAUCGUCCUGCGGGCGUGCGACCAGAUUGGCGACUGGCUCGAUCUCAAGCAUGGCAUUCCGCCCUCAAAGCGGUGGAAUAUCGACGACAUCGUCGAGAACGCGGCCGACUUGGUGCAGGCGGAGACUUUCUAAUGACGCAACGUCUUGUUGUACCGGUGGUCGCUGCAGCCAAGAUAGAUGCUUCGACCUGUCGGUGUAUCACAUUCAAUGACCAAGGAGGUGUACGAACAUCACAGCAAGGAGGAUUCCGUACUAUACCUAGACAUACGUUCCCUAAUCACAGUGAUCUAGCUACGUAGUGUACAACAUCGUUAGAAUGACAUCUUGUGGAAGGCAG